Mercurialis annua (annual mercury) is the source of this 2632-nucleotide messenger RNA. Its product is annotated as probable galactinol--sucrose galactosyltransferase 2. The transcript is spliced from 14 exons. The record is from RefSeq and is a predicted model, not a curated record. Lineage: Eukaryota; Viridiplantae; Streptophyta; Magnoliopsida; Malpighiales; Euphorbiaceae. The coding region runs from base 90 to 2510 and encodes 806 amino acids.
AAAUUGCGGUCAAUAAUAAGCAAGCUUUUUGCUAUUUCCAUUUCAUGUAUUACUCUGUGUUGCCAUUUAAUUCUUAACCAGUAGCAAGCAUGGCUCAUCAUGCCACAGCCUUCACCAUUAUCCACUUGAAUACAGGUCUCUUCUCUAGGCCUGCUCCUCCAGUUCCCUCCUCAUCUUCAUCUUCCCUUUCUUUUAAUACCAGCAGUUGUAGUUUUUUCUCGUAUAACUCUCAGCUGCGUCUGAGUAAACGUAAUGCCGAUACAUGGAGGCAUUCCAUGUUUGUCAGCACAAAACCUGUCCUCCAAAAUGAGGCUCUUGCUUUUAAUGGAAAACCUAUAUUGACUCAAGUUCCUGACAAUGUCCUUGUCACACCAUUGCCUGAUUCAUCUGCUUGUUAUCUUGGGGUUUCUUCCUUAGAGACCAGUUCUCGACAUGUUUUGAAGCUUGGACUUGUUAGGAAUUUGAGGUUGUUAUGUCUGUUUAGAUUCAAAAUGUGGUGGAUGAUACCUAGAGUAGGUGAUUCAGGAAGCGAUAUUCCUGUUGAAACUCAGAUGCUGCUUAUGGAAGUGGCUGAUGAAUCACCUGAUGCUUCUCCUUCAUAUGUUGUGUUCUUGCCUGUGCUAGAUGGUGAUUUCAGGACAAGCUUGCAGGGAAAUUCGUCCGAUGAACUUGAAAUCUGUGUCGAAAGUGGUGAUCCUGCUGUGGUUACUUCAGAAUGUCUAAAAGCUGUUUUUGUGAAUUAUGGAAACCAUCCAUUUGAUCUGAUGAAGAAAUCCAUGAAGAUAUUGGAAGAGCAGACUGGAACCUUCGCAGUUCGGGAAUCAAAACAAAUGCCUGGAAUGUUAGAUUGUUUUGGCUGGUGCACUUGGGAUGCUUUCUACCAUGGUGUCAAUCCUCAAGGAAUAAAAGACGGUCUCAAAAGUUUAUCAGACGGAGGCACUCCAGCAAAAUUUCUGAUAAUAGAUGAUGGUUGGCAAGAUACAAGUAAUGAGUUCCAAAAGGAAGGGGAGCCAUUUAUUGAAGGAUCACAGUUUGGUGGAAGACUAGUCAGCAUUAAAGAAAACCAUAAAUUUCGGAAAACAAAAGAAUCUCGGAGUACUGAUGCUCCAAAGGAUCUGAAGCAAUUUGUUUCGGAUAUUAAGAGCAGUUUUGGCCUGAAGUAUGUGUAUGUAUGGCAUGCCUUAAUGGGAUAUUGGGGAGGGCUUGUUCCAAAUGCAGAUGGAACUAAAAAAUACAAUCCGAAACUGAUAUAUCCAGUGCAGUCACCAGGGAAUUUGGCAAACAUGAGGGACAUUUCUCUGGAUUGCAUGGAGAAGUAUGGUGUUGGAGCAAUUGACCCUGAAAGAAUAUCUCAAUUUUAUGAUGAUCUUCACAGUUAUCUUGUUUCUCAAGGUGUGGAUGGGGUUAAGGUUGAUGUUCAGAACAUACUCGAAACCGUUGCAGCCGGUUUGGGAGGUCGAGUCUCUCUUACCAGGCACUUCCAACAGGCUCUUGAGGACUCCAUUGCUGCUAACUUCAAAGACAACAGCAUCAUCUGCUGCAUGGGUCAGAGCACAGACUCCAUUUACCAUUCAAAGCAAAGUGCUAUAACGCGAGCAUCAGACGACUACUAUCCAAAAGAUCCAGCGACACAGACACUGCAUAUAGCUGCUUUGGCUUAUAACAGCAUAUUCCUUGGGGAAGUAGUAGUCCCUGACUGGGACAUGUUCUAUAGCCUUCAUGAUGCAGCUGAAUUCCAUGCUAUAGCUAGAGCUGUAGGAGGGUGCGGAGUGUAUGUUAGUGAUAAACCUGGGCAUCAUGACUUUACUGUACUAAAAAGGCUCGUUCUUCGUGAUGGAUCGAUCCUUAGAGCUAAGUAUCCAGGAAGACCAUCGCGAGAUUGCUUAUUCAGCGACCCAGUAAUGGACGGGAAGAGUCUGAUGAAGAUAUGGAACUUAAACAAAUGUACCGGAGUAGUUGGGGUGUUCAAUUGCCAAGGAGCAGGUAGCUGGCCUUGCACACAACAGAAACAGGUAAGUGCAGAAAUGACAGUAAGUGGACAGGUCUCUCCUGCUGAUGUCGAGUAUUUCGAAGAAGUUUCCGGCACUAAAAACCUGUGGACCGGAGAUUGUGCAGUUUAUUCUUUCAAUCAAGGAUCAAUGCGUCGACUAAACAAGGAUGAAUCAUUUGAUGUAAGAUUAAAGACUCUGGAAUGUGAUGUCUACACAAUAUCACCUAUCAAGGUUUAUGAUGAGAAGAUUGAGUUCGGAGCCAUUGGAUUAGUGAACAUGUAUAACUCUGGGGGAGCUGUAGAAUCUGUAGCAUGUGAGUGUGAGGGCAGUGGUGGCACAACAAUUAUAAGCAUCAAAGGGAGAGGAGAAGGAAGCUUUGGAGCAUACUCCAGUAGGAAGCCAAAAUGCUGCUUUGUAAACUCAAAAGAAGAGUCCUUUGUAUUCAGGCAAGAGGACAAUCUUCUCACAGUUAAAGUUGUCUCUACAACCAUCAAUUGGGAUGUUCAAAUUUGUUAUUGAGGAUUUGUCAUCAUACAAUUGUAUGUAAGUGAUUGAUUUUAGUAUAUAGUUCCAGUAAAAGUGCAAGUUGUAACACAAUAAAAGUUAGGAUGAUGAUGUGGCAGUUGAUGCUGAUUGUGUAA